Messenger RNA from Caenorhabditis auriculariae, 2730 nucleotides. The record is from the annotation of a GenBank genome assembly. Lineage: Eukaryota; Metazoa; Nematoda; Chromadorea; Rhabditida; Rhabditidae.
AUGGCCUCACACCAGAUGGACGCGUCCGGUCCCGAAAAUCGCCCGACGCCAAAAGGUGUUGACGAUAAAAAACACGGGUCUCAACCCAGAGAUAAAGGCCUGAGGCGGCGGCGGUUCACGUGCUCCGGCACGGGCUCCAGACCCCUAUAAAGCCUCAGUUGCCGGCUCUGUGCUUUCAUAUCAAGCCAGUCGAGGACUACGGUAGCGAUAUGGUGCUUUGCGUGGAAAGCUCCAAGCCGACUUUGGCCGUCCUUGGCUACGGUAUCAUGGGCGCCGGCAUCGCUCAGGUUCUCUUUUUUCACAUUAUUUAUAUGAUUCUCAAAGGGAAAAAUAGAAAUCUAUCCAAAAUUGGGUUCACUGAACGAGCAAAAAAGUAUCUAUACGCCGAAGAGCUUUUUCUGCAAGCCCUCCCAUAGAAACAUUAACUCGAAAAAGAAGGAAAUUGAAAAGGAAAGACAUGUAGAAAUUCAAAAAGGAAACUUCAAAAAAGCAUUCAGCUUUGUUUUGUACCACAAAAACCAUCUUUUUUCCAGAUUCAACAUCAGCAACCUGUUAUUUUUUUCAUAUUCUAUCAGUCCCUACCCUCAUAAUCACUAAAAAAACUUUAAUAAAAUGAAAUUUUUUUAAGGUUUGCAUGUCCGCCGGCUACAGUGUCAACCUCUACGGAAGGAGCGAGAAAAAGCUUCUGGAAGCCUCGGCACAUAUUCGCAAGAAUCUCAGCAAGAUUGCUGCCAAGAAACGUGGAGAACUUCCGGCAGACGUGAGUCUUAGUUUUUAAUUUUUUUAAUCAUCAAAAAAACUCCUUGUAUAAUUACAAAUGAUUUAAAAAAACUCUCUCCAUUGUUAUGACUUUGCUUCCUAUUCGAGAUUUUUUACCGCUAGCUUGACAUAAUUACAGAAAAAAACGAACGGGGUGAAAAUCGUGACUUUUUGAAAAGCUUUCUAUCUGAAAGUCCAAAAUUCAACCAUAAUUCAUCACAAUCCUUCCAGAUUGUUGUUCUGUAAGUCAAGCUAACGCCAAAUAAAAUAAAAAGAACCAAAAACUUAAACAUAAAAAAUGAAGAAUUUUGGAAUGCAGACUUUUCACUGCAGAUCAGGCUUGUGCGUCAGGCCGAGCGGUCCGUUCUUUGGGUUUUUAUUUUUGAGAAAGAGCUUUGGGCCAGACCGGGCUUCGAAAAAAAUAUCUCAAGUUUCCCUGUGAAAGCUUGAAGAAAAAUUUAAGCUUUUUGGGCCGGUCAUUUUUGCUUGAGGCCUCCCUAAGGCCGGGCCAGCCCUCGAACAAGCCUGCUUUCGAUGCAGACUUAUAGCAUACUGUACUUUCGUUUUGUUUUGCUGGAAAAACUUUUCUUAGUUGGAUUUUCAUUGAAUAUCCGCAUUUAAGUUUUUUUUCAUGUGAAUAUUCGUUCUUUCAGAAUUCCGCCGUUGAAAAAGUCGUCGAUGUGCAGAUGGACCUUCUUCAGAUUCACACGGACGUGAGUUUCAUUUUUUCUUUUAAGUAAGUUAUUUUUUCGCGAUUUCAGAUCGAGUCCGCCGUUGAGGGAGUCGCGAUGGUGAUCGAAGCCGUCGUGGAGGAUCUUGAAACGAAGCUGGAACUUUUUGAAACGGUUCAGAAGACUUGUCCCAGGUUAGAUAAAAUUUCAGUGAUGCUUGAAUUUUAUUAAUUCGAAUUCACCUCUUUUUCUUCAAAAUCCUAGUUCGUGUUUCAGUGACUGUAUUCUCCUCACCAACACCUCAUCACUGCGUCUGGCAGCAAUUUGUCCUGUUAUGAGGGAUCCGUCUCUGUUCGCAGGCCUUCAUUUCUUCAGUCCUGUGCCCAUCAUGAAGCUGGUCGAGGUGGUCAGCACGGAACAGACUUCCCAAGAAACCCGCGAAGCUCUCUUCGCCUUUUGCAAAGACAUUGGCAAGCUGCCAGUUGCAGCCAAGGUGAUUUUUUCAUGAUAUCCAGACCUUUUGUGAAGGAAAAAUCUCCGAUUGGCUAGCUCAGUUCUUAAAGCGCCAAAAAGAGGGGGGCUCAGCCAAUCAUACAAAGUUUUCGUUAGAGCGAGCUUCUCAAUUAGGAAGAAUUGAAAAAUUUGUUUGCAAGGAGAUCGGCAAGCUUGAGCCAAAAUAUGUUCUUUCUGCGAUUUCCCCAUAGUUUGUACCUUUUUUGAUUUUUCAACUCAAAGGUCUGCUUAAAAUUUUUAAAAAAAUUUUAAAAAGGUUUUCAGACCUCUUUGAGUAAUUCUUAAAGAGAAGAAUUUCAGAAUGCAGCUUUUUAGCGUGUUUUUUUUUCACUGAAAAGUUCCAAAAUGAACUACACUGCAUUUUAUUUUUCGUUUCAGGACACGCCCGGCUUUAUCGUCAACCGCCUCUUGGUGCCGUACCUCAUCGACAGUAUCCGAAUGGUCGAACGUGGUGACGCCACCAAAGAAGACAUCGACACAGGUUGAAAUCAGCUACAGUAACCUUUUGGAGCUUUUUCUUACUGUAGCCAUGCGUUGCGGAACUUCCUACCCAAUGGGACCGAUCGAAUUGUGCGAUUUCGUCGGUUUAGACACCAUCCAAAGUGUUGUCAAAAGUGAGUAGCUUAAUCAAAGAAAAGUAUAUAUUCAACAAAACCGAUUCUCAGUUUUCCACGAGACGAUUCCCGGUGACGACAGAUUCGGCCCCUGUGAGCUUCUCAACAAACUCGUCGCCGAAGGGAAACUCGGCCGAAAAACUCAGCAAGGAUUUUACAACUACAAAAAGUAA